This is a messenger RNA of Ananas comosus (pineapple), 1678 nucleotides long. Its product is annotated as alanine--glyoxylate aminotransferase 2 homolog 3, mitochondrial-like. Lineage: Eukaryota; Viridiplantae; Streptophyta; Magnoliopsida; Poales; Bromeliaceae. Bases 148 to 1560 code for a protein of 470 amino acids. The record is from RefSeq and is a predicted model, not a curated record. Gene Ontology annotation, cellular component: mitochondrion. The transcript has 9 exons. Gene Ontology annotation, molecular function: transaminase activity; pyridoxal phosphate binding.
CCCUCCUCGUACGUCCAAAUAUAACAAAAACAGGGAGAAAAAGAUAGAGAGAGAGAGAGAGAGAGAGGGAGAGGGGGAGAAGAGUUUUUGAGGCAGAAAACUUUGUCUAGAGAGAGAAGAGUUUGUCUACAAUCCUCGCAAUCCGCCAUGCGCAGGGCCGUGUCGAGGAGGAUGAUCGCGCAGGCGGCCGAGGCGGCGAUUCCAUGCGAAAGCGCCGCUGCCGCUGCAGCAGCGGCGAACGUUCCCAAAAUGCCCCCGUUUGAUCACCGUCCCCUUCCCUAUGAAGGCCCCGCCGCCGCCGAGAUCCUGCGAAAGCGUGCCGAGUUUCUCAGCCCCUCCCUGUUCCAUUUCUACAAGAACCCGCUAAACAUAGUGGAAGGAAAGAUGCAAUACUUAUACGACGAGAACGGGCGCCGUUACCUCGACGCUUUCGCGGGCAUUGCCACGGUUUGCUGCGGGCACUGCCACCCCGAAGUGAUCGAGGCCAUAACAGACCAAACGAAACGGCUUCAGCAUUCGACGGUCGUGUAUCUCAACCAUGUCAUCACAGAUUUCGCCGAGGCUCUAGCUUCUAAAAUGCCUGGCAAUCUCAAGGUAGUUUUCUUCACGAAUUCCGGUACGGAAGCGAACGAACUCGCGAUGAUGAUCGCGCGGCUGUACACGGGUUGCCACGACGUUAUAUCGCUUCGGAAUUCGUACCACGGGAAUGCGGCGGGCACGAUGGGCGCGACUGCUCAGAGUAACUGGAAAUUCAACAUCAUACAGAGUGGAGUACACCAUGCGCAAAAUCCAGACCCAUAUAGAGGCAUCUUCGGUUCCGACGGAGAAAAAUACGCUAGAGACGUCGAGGAAAUAAUCGACUUCGGGACUUCGGGACAUGUCGCGGGGUUCAUUUCCGAAGCCAUACAGGGUGUAGGGGGGAUAGUCGAAUUGGCGCCCGGUUACCUCCCUGCGGUUUACAAAAGCAUUCGGAAAGCCGGAGGGCUUUGCAUCGCCGACGAGGUGCAGUCGGGAUUUGCGCGGCCCGGAAGCCACUUCUGGGGGUUUGAGGCUCACGGCGUCGUCCCCGACAUUGUUACGAUGGCAAAGGGUAUUGGAAAUGGAAUCCCCCUCGGAGCCGUCGUCACGACUCGCGAAAUCGCGAACGUGUUGACUCGACGCAGCUAUUUCAAUACGUUCGGCGGUAACCCCGUGUGCACAGCCGCGGGGCUCGCGGUUCUCAGAGUGCUCGAGAGAGAAAAGCUCCAGGAGAACGCGUUUGUCGUCGGGAAUUACCUGAAGAACCGUUUGAAACAUCUUCAGGAAAAGCACAGCAUCAUCGGCGACGUGAGAGGGAGGGGAUUGAUGCUCGGAGUCGAGCUAGUCACCGAUCGCGAGCUGAAAACGCCAGCGAAGACCGAAAUCCUGCAUGUCAUGGAACAAAUGAAAGAAAUGGGUGUGUUGGUUGGUAAGGGUGGAUACUAUGGAAAUGUUUUCAGAAUAACUCCCCCCCUCUGCUUCACUAAGGAAGAUUCAGAUUUCUUCGUCGACGUGAUGGACACUGCAUUAGCCAAGCUUUGAUCGGCCCGCGGAGCGGAAAAGAAAGAAAGAAAAAGUAGAGCAUAAGGGUUGAUCAUUGUAAAGUGCUAUUAAAUGGAUACUUAUGAAUGGAAAUGCAGUUCCUCUUCAUUCUCUAAAU